Molecule: messenger RNA, 1423 nt
Organism: Scylla paramamosain (green mud crab)
Lineage: Eukaryota; Metazoa; Arthropoda; Malacostraca; Decapoda; Portunidae
Product: ras suppressor protein 1-like
Exons: 7
Coding region: 70-900 (276 amino acids)
Biological process (GO): signal transduction
Molecular function (GO): protein binding
Source: RefSeq, a predicted model, not a curated record
GUUGGCAGCCUUGGCCCUUCCUCAGGAGAGACGAGUGAGAAGAGAGAGACUGCUCACCUGUGUUUUAAAAUGUCUAAGGCGGUGAGAAAAACGCUAGAGGAGUCCCGGGAGGGCGGAAAUCCUGAGCUGGACCUCCAAGAUAAGCAGAUAACCUCCCUGGAAGAGCUGCCCGGCCUGUUACUGAUGGAGCACCUGACCCGGCUGUCGCUGCCACACAACCGGCUGACAAAGAUCCCGCCCUCCAUCGCCAACCUGGUCAACCUGGAGAUACUUAACCUGUUCAACAAUGCCAUAGAAGAACUGCCCACCUCCAUCUCCUCCCUUAACAAGCUUAGGAUUUUCAAUGUGGGGAUGAACCGCCUGGAUGCCCUGCCGAGAGGAUUUGGAUCCUUCCCAGUUCUUGAAGUCCUGGACAUUACUUAUAACAACAUCUCAGAGGAGGAGAGUCUGCCAGGGAACUUCUUCAUGCUGGAAUCUCUCCGGGCCUUGUACAUGGGAGACAAUGACUUUGAAGUUCUUUCCCCACUUAUCAAGAACCUCAAGAACCUCCAAAUUUUGAGUCUGCGUGACAAUGACCUCAUCAUUCUGCCAAGAGAGAUUGGCGAGCUGACCAGACUGAGAGAGCUUCACCUGCAGGGCAACAGGUUGGAACUGCUGCCCCCAGAGAUUAGCAAUCUGGACCUGAUGAGCCAGCGUAGUUGUCUCCGCCUUGAAUGCAAUCCCUGGCAGCAGAUAAUUGCCGACCAGCUUCUGCUUGGCACCUCGCACGUCCUGGACAUGCUGAAAAACGACUCUUACAAAUUCCUGUACCAGCGCUACCUCUCCACUGGGUCACAGCCUCCACCCAAGAACUUUGAAGCCAAAAACCGAAAAAUUUCAAGAAAGAGGGAGGUUGCGUAAGGAAGGAAGAGGAAGACUGGGAAGAUUGGAAAUGGGGAAGAACUGCAAGAUUUUUAGAAAAUGUAAUGUGGGAGAAGAAUUUUGAGGAUGAAAACUGCAAGAUUUGUAAGAAACAGGAGGAGGAGGAGAAAGAAUGGAAGAUAGAUGUAAGAAAAUAAGAACUGCAAGAUUUAUAGACAGUGUAAAGUGAAAGAAGGAUUUUUGAGGCUAACUGCAAGAUUUGUAGGAAACAGAGGAGGUGGAGGAGGAGGAAUGGAAGAUAUAUGGAAAUAGACCAAAACUGUGAGAUUUAUUGAAAACAUAAGGAGGAGGAAGAAUUUUUGAGAACUAAGAGUUGCAGAAAAUAUUAAUCAAACCAAAAAAUAUAGAAGAGAAAGAAUUUUUUUUAUGAUUAUUUUAUUUCUUUUUAUUUUAUUUAUUCACAUUUUAAAUCAAUCAGAAUUAAUCUCUCUCUCUCUCUCUCUCUCUCUCUCUCUCUCUCUCUCUCUCUCUCUCUCUCUCUCUCUCUCUCUCUCUCUCUCUC